This is a messenger RNA of Cutaneotrichosporon oleaginosum, 426 nucleotides long. RefSeq lists its product as uncharacterized. NCBI's taxonomy places the organism in Eukaryota, Fungi, Basidiomycota, Tremellomycetes, Trichosporonales, Trichosporonaceae. The record is from RefSeq and is a predicted model, not a curated record. Gene Ontology annotation, molecular function: carbon-sulfur lyase activity.
AUGACUCGCUCUGGAUCUUGCCGCUGCGGUGCUAUCACCAUCGACUUCCUCGACGACAGCAACAACGACGGCGUUGUCUGCUACUGCAAGUCGUGCCGCAGCCUCCACUCGUCCGAGUCGCUCAACCUCAAGACCGAGGUCGACAAGGUCAAGGUCACCAAGGGCACGCCCAAGGUGUACAAGGACAGCAAGACCGACUCUGGCAAGGCCAUCAACCGCAACUUCUGCGGCGACUGCGGCUCGGCCCUCUUCUCCGACCCGGACGCCAUGCCCGGCGUGCGCUUCCUCAAGGUCGGAGCUCUUGACGAUGCCUCGGCUAUCAAGAUCGUUGGCGAGAUCUACGUCGACGACGCGCUCAAGUUCCAGGUCCGUGACAAGAAGCACGGCCAGAAGCAGUUCGAGGGCAUGAUGGCCAAGGAGGUCUAG